AUGUCUCAAGGUACUUUAUAUGUUAACAGAUCUCCAAGAAAUUUCACUGCUGAAGCUUUGAUUUCUUACUUCAAAUUAGAUGUCAAGAUCGUCGAUAAAGAGCAAUCUAGCGAAUUCGCUUCUUUGUUUCCAUUGAAGCAAGUUCCAGCUUUCUUGGGUCCAAAGGGUUUAAAGUUGACUGAAGCUUUGGCUAUCCAAUUUUAUUUGGCUAACUUGAUUACCGAUGAAAAAGAACAAGCUCGCUUGUUGGGUUCCGAUGUCAUUGAGAAGUCUCAAAUUCUCAGAUGGGCUGCUCUAGCCAAUUCUGAUGUCAUGUAUAACAUUGCUCGUCCAUACCUUUCCUUUAAGGGGUUGAUUCCAUACAACAAGAAGGACGUUGAUGCUUGUUUUGUUAAAAUCGACAACAUCGCUGCCGUCUUUGAUGCUAGAUUGAGAGACUACACUUUUGUCGCUACCGAAAAUAUUUCUCUAGGUGACAUUCAUGCCGCUAGUUGUUGGGCUUUUGGUUUAGCUUCUAUUCUAAGCCCAGAAUGGAGAUCCAAGUAUCCUCAUUUGAUGAGAUGGUUCAACACUGUUGCUGCUUCCCCAAUUGUGAAGACUCCAUUUGCCGAAUUCAAGUUGGCUGAAAAACCCUUGACCUACACUCCACCAAAGAAGCAAAAGGUUGAAAAGCCAAAGGCCGAAAAGCCAAAGGUUGAAAAAAAAGAAGAAGCUAAGCCUGCUGAUGAUGCUCCAGUCAAGAAGCCAAAGCACCCAUUGGAAGCUUUAGGUAAAUCUACUUUUAUCUUGGAUGAAUGGAAGAGAAAUUACUCUAACUCCGAUACUAGACCAGUUGCUUUGCCAUGGUUCUGGGAACAUUACAACCCUGAAGAAUACUCCAUCUGGAAAGUUGGUUACAAAUACAACGACGAAUUGACUUUGACUUUCAUGUCCAACAACUUAGUUGGUGGUUUCUUUAACAGAUUGUCUGCCUCCACCAAAUACAUGUUUGGUUGCUUAGUUGUUUACGGUGAAAACAACAACAACGGUAUCGUCGGUGCCGUUAUGGUCAGAGGCCAAGACUUUGCUCCAGCUUUUGAUGUCGCUCCAGAUUGGGAAUCUUACGAGUACACCAAGUUGGAUCCCACCAAGGAAGAAGACAAGGAAUUCGUCAACAACAUGUGGGCUUGGGAUAAGCCUGUUGUUGUCAAUGGAGAAUCUAAAGAAAUUGUUGACGGUAAGGUUUUGAAAUGA
Messenger RNA from Saccharomyces mikatae IFO 1815, 1233 nucleotides. RefSeq names its product translation elongation factor EF1B gamma (gene TEF4). Gene Ontology annotation, molecular function: translation elongation factor activity. Gene Ontology annotation, cellular component: cytoplasm; nucleus. The record is from RefSeq and is a predicted model, not a curated record. Lineage: Eukaryota; Fungi; Ascomycota; Saccharomycetes; Saccharomycetales; Saccharomycetaceae. Gene Ontology annotation, biological process: translational elongation. The transcript has 2 exons. Bases 1 to 1233 code for a protein of 410 amino acids.